This is a messenger RNA of Gongylonema pulchrum, 1119 nucleotides long. Lineage: Eukaryota; Metazoa; Nematoda; Chromadorea; Rhabditida; Gongylonematidae. The record is from the annotation of a GenBank genome assembly.
AUACCGUAUCAGGAGCCGUUACCGAUUGAGUAUCGCAAUUUUGCAGCCUUGGAUGAAGUGCAGGAUGGUGGAGCAAUAUAUUAUGGCGGAUCAGUUGAACUCGCAGAUUAUUGCCCCUAUAACCAGUGUACUUUUCACGGGCGGGUGUGGUUUAGCGGCAAGUGGCGUCGCUCUGAUGUGGAAAAUCAAAGUUUCGACUUCACCGGUAUGAUAGCUAACCCCUCGCCAAAUUCAACGGAACGCCGUGACAGUCGUUGCGAAUUGGAUGGCAAUUUUGCGCCGAAUCAUGUGAAUUCAAUCCUGGAAGUAUAUGGUAAUCAGUCAAAAUGCUUCGAUCUUGCAACUUUAUGGACAGAGCGAAAAUGUGGCCGUAUUCGGACGUUUCUCCAAUAUAAAGCGGGUUGUUAUCAGCUAAUCAAUGGCUGGCUACGCGAAGGAGUGAUCAUUUGUCCACCAUGCGAAGAGCUCUGUCAUCCAGAGGAUUUUCCUUCGUCUGAAAAAUUUGCCUACUGUCGUGAAACGAAAAGCGAUGAGAUUCCGGAAUAUGUUGGCGAUCCGGCGAUGGAUGAGCCCUGUGCCGCUUCCAUUCCUUAUAGCAGUGGCUUUAAUCUUUGCUCGGCCGGCAAUGCACCGUUCGCGUGGGACGAUGCUGAUGUCUCGGGUUCGAACCCAGCCAGUGUCCGCGCCGUCCCCAGUGGCUUAGUGGCAGUGUGCCUGUUCAGUGCACCGGAGCUCCCAGGUUCCACUUCUGCCACUGGCCCGCAGUGCACAGAUGGCGCAGCGGAAAAACUGCCCGUUUACGGCGCUGCCGUCGCGAGUUCGAUUCCUGGCUCUGCCAUUUAUGUGGAAAGCACCGUCUCAAAGAUUCGUGUUCGGGGCGCAGCGCAAAAUUUUUGGUACCCGACCGGCGAUGCACCGUUCGCGUACCACGAUGCUGGUGUCUCGGGUUCGAACGCGGCCGGUGUCCGCGCUGUCCCCGGUGGCCUAGUGGCAGUGUGCCUGUUUAGUACACCGGAGCUCCCAGGUUCCACUUCUGCCACUGGCCCGCACUGCACAGAUGGCGCAGCGGAAAAUCUGCCCGUUUACGGCGCUGCCGUCGCGAGUUCGGAUCCCAACUGA